Molecule: messenger RNA, 404 nt
Organism: Dicrocoelium dendriticum
Lineage: Eukaryota; Metazoa; Platyhelminthes; Trematoda; Plagiorchiida; Dicrocoeliidae
Source: the annotation of a GenBank genome assembly
CAGAGUGCACGCUAGCAGCAGGUCAUCGGUAGGUCAGCCGAAACCAUAACAUAUAUUUUUGGCGACGGAAGGUAGUGGAUCAAGAUGUCAAUUUCAGCGGAAGACCUGAAAAUCAUUUUGUUGCAGCAACAGCAGCAAUUUGAAACAGCACAGCUGCGUAUGAUUGAAACCCUCACCCAAAUGUUAUCUGUGCAGCCUACGGUCGUUCAGAACAAUGGGAAGCCUUCGGCGGAUGCGAUGAUCAGUAGUGUUAAUGAGUUCAUAUUCGAUCCUGACUCAGGAUUAAUAUUCGAUGCGUGGUUCAGGCGCUAUGAAGAUGUUUUCAGGGCAGAGUUGUCAGGUCUCGAUGAUGCAUCUAAAGUUCGCCUUUUGUUACGAAAACUCGGAACGGUUGAACAUGACAG